Apis dorsata (giant honeybee) is the source of this 934-nucleotide messenger RNA. RefSeq lists its product as uncharacterized. Gene Ontology annotation, molecular function: DNA polymerase processivity factor activity. Gene Ontology annotation, biological process: mitochondrial transcription; transcription elongation by mitochondrial RNA polymerase. The transcript is spliced from 5 exons. Gene Ontology annotation, cellular component: mitochondrial nucleoid. The annotation marks the transcript as partial. NCBI's taxonomy places the organism in Eukaryota, Metazoa, Arthropoda, Insecta, Hymenoptera, Apidae. The record is from RefSeq and is a predicted model, not a curated record.
AAAAUUUUACAAAUAAUAAAUAAUAAUAAUUUUAAAAAAUUAACAAGAUAUAUUCAACCAACAUAUGCUGAAACAAUAAUAUCAUGCUAUACUAAAAAUGGACCUUAUUCAUCAUUAAAUGAUUUAUUAAUAAAGACUAAUAUAAAUGAAGAUAUUUUGAAUAAAUUUUAUAAUUCAAUACUCAAUCAUAAAAAAAUAUCCUCCAAAAAAAUCAACCAAUUUAUUGUAACACCAGAUAUUAAUGGAAUAGAAAUGCCACAAAUGAUAUUGGGAAUAAAUGUGGGACCUAAUGCAAUAAGUUGGACAUUAUUAAAUUCUAAUUUUCAUAUACUAAAUUGGGAUUGUUUUGUUUGGAGAAAUAAAAUUUCAAAAAUUACAAUUUAUGAUAUAAUUAGUUUGACAUCAUCUUUUGUACAAGAAUUAUCAUUAUUUAAUAAUGCUUUCACUUUUGUAAUAGAAGAAAUUGACAUGGCAAAAAUGUUAUGUUAUCAAUUUCAAAUAAUAAUUGGUAUUGCAAGUUGUCUUAAAUUAUUAUCAUAUCAAGAAAAAAAUAAUUCAUCAAAAUUCUAUAAUAAUUUGUACAUAUUAAAAUCUCGAUCAACAGCACAAUUCUUUAAACUUAGAAUUGGUAAUGAAACAAUUGCAGCAAAAUAUAUUUUGGAGAAAAUGUUAAAUAAAACUGAUGAAUCAGAUGAAAAUUUAAAACAGAUACAAAUAUCUAUAAAUAAUGAAAUAAAACAAAAAUAUAUAAAAAAAAUUGCAGAAGAAAAAGAACAAAUAGGAUGGUCUCUAUUAACAGCUUUAACUUUCAUACAUCUAGUUAAAAAUCAAUCUCAGAAUAAUUUAAAAUAAUUAAUUGUAUAUAAAAUUUGUUAUAAAUAUAAUUUAUAAAUAUAAAUGUUUUAUACAGUGUACGUAAAAAAUAAAAAAGAAU